This is a messenger RNA of Cladophialophora carrionii CBS 160.54, 1149 nucleotides long. Its product is annotated as arsenical-resistance protein. The coding region runs from base 1 to 1149 and encodes 382 amino acids. The transcript is spliced from 4 exons. Lineage: Eukaryota; Fungi; Ascomycota; Eurotiomycetes; Chaetothyriales; Herpotrichiellaceae. Gene Ontology annotation, biological process: antimonite transmembrane transport; arsenite transport. The record is from RefSeq and is a predicted model, not a curated record. Gene Ontology annotation, molecular function: arsenite transmembrane transporter activity; antimonite transmembrane transporter activity; antiporter activity. Gene Ontology annotation, cellular component: plasma membrane.
AUGUCCGACCCUCGCGAGGACGCUGGCACUGGAGGCGAGCAAAAGGCUAUCGUUGAUCUACCUGCCGACAUGGAUGCGGAGAAUCAGCAGCUUCCAAAACAGGUGGAAGAGAAGAGAUCAGUAUAUGCGGGCCUUGGGUGGUUAGACCGACUACUCGUCCUCUGGAUCCUAUUAGCAAUCACUGUCGGCAUCCUCCUUGGCAACUUCGUCGAAGGGGUUGGGCCGGCUCUGCAGAAAGGCAAAUUUGUCCAGGUGUCUGUUCCCAUAGCUGUCGGUCUCUUGGUGAUGAUGUACCCAAUCCUGUGCAAGGUCAAAUAUGAGACCUUGCACCGCGUCUUUGCCCACCGCCAGAUUUGGAUCCAACUGGGUUUCAGCGUCGUGGCCAACUGGAUUAUUGCGCCUCUUCUUAUGCUCGGGUUGGCUUGGGCUUUUCUGCCGGAUCGACCUGAACUGCGGAACGGCCUCAUAUUUGUGGGAUUAGCAAGAUGCAUUGCCAUGGUCCUGAUCUGGACAGGCCUUGCUGGGGGUGAUGAGGAGUACUGCGCCAUUCUCGUGGCCUUCAAUUCCAUCCUCCAAAUGGUCCUCUACGCACCUCUGGCCAUUCUUUUCGUCAACGUCAUAAGCGACGGCGGCGGGACCGAAGUCGCCUAUUCCACGGUCGCCCAGAGCGUCGGGGUCUUUCUUGGCAUACCUCUCGGAGCUGCCAUCGCCACGCGCUUGAUCCUCAGGAGCAUCAACGCCACGUGGUACGACCAGAAAUUCCUCGGGUGGAUCGCUCCGUGGUCGCUCUUGGGGCUCCUGUACACGAUUCUCGUUCUGUUCGCUUCCCAAGGCAAGCAGGUCGUUCAUCAGAUUGUCUCGGUCGUCCGGGUAGCUGCUCCUCUUGUGGUAUACUUUGUGGUUAUUUUCUUCGUGACCCUGUUGAUCACGAGACGCAUCGGAUUUGGAUACAAGCUCGCGGCCACUCAGAGCUUCACUGCCGCCAGCAACAACUUCGAGCUGGCCAUCGCGGUUGCCGUGGCCACUUUUGGCGCCAACAGCGACGAGGCGCUGGCCACGACCGUCGGCCCGCUGAUCGAGGUGCCAGUUUUGAUCUCACUUGUGUAUGUUGUGAGAUGGAUCGCUGGUCGUUGGAAAUGGCAAGACUGA